AUGGACUACGCACACAACAAAUGUGACGCCUUGCCAGAGGCCCACGCCGCACCAGUCUCCCGAGCCCACUACCAGCACCAGGAGGCUGAUGCAUGGGAGUGGGAAGAAAGAGCUCGGCGGACACUGCAGGCGCCAUCUUCAAGACGUAGUGCGUUCCUCACUAUAGUGAAUCUGACGCCUUAUGAAACUACCAUAGUGCGCUAAAUGUCGCGGCUUGGAAGCUUGCUAACUGACGUUAUAACUCGGUGCCCGCCCAUCUCAGGGCGAAGAGUUAGGUUGCCCACUCAGCGUGACCCAAAACUGUAGGAGUUUGUAUAUUCCCCAGACCGGGUGUCCUUUCGAAUGUUGCCGUCAGCUAUUCUGCUUUGAAGGACGUCUAGGAAAGGCAGGGAGCCUGGCGUUUCCACCUCCAACGAAUGUGCUUGAUGUACAGCAUCCAAGGGGGGGCGCUGGUGGCGAAUGCAAAGAUGUCGUCAAGGUAACUACCGCAGUGCCUUAGCCGAUUGAUUUGGUCGUUUGGCCAAAAUUUCUUCAGUGCGCCCAUGAAGACAUCGGCUAGGAGAGGACCAAGAGGCGAUCUCAUAGCAACUCCGUCUAUGUGUCUAUAUAUAUAUAUGUUUUUCAAAAAGAAACUGCAUAUUUUGUGUGCAUUUUAGUUAUGGUUCCUUGAGUGAGGUCGUCGGAAUACCUAUUUCAUGGGGAUUGGUUGAUAGGAAUUCACAUAUGCACUCAACAUGGCCUGGCAGAAUUCUAGCCGGAGCACCUAGGUAGUACAAAACCAUAUUUUAGGUCGACGAGCGCCACUACCACGAGACUGUUUUUAAAUUUUAGUGCCCUUUAGAAUGCAUAGGGCGUCGAAAGAGACCGAUACCUCAGACCGACAGCAAUGCUACCACUUCAGUUGCAGCCUCUGGUAAGAAUCCUCUACCUCUUCUAGUAUAUUUGUUGCGUCCUAUCACUUUUUCAUAUCCGACUUUGACACCGAAUAGAUUUGAACCUGCACUGAAAUGGCAUCCCUCUUUGCCUAGCCUAUCGACGUUGCUCCAGUGUACAGUUCACCAAGGGGUCAAUCAACAAUCUCCAGGAUGUAGGUUACCAUUGGGCUGAUGAGAUCCUCCCUAGGACAUCAAAACGGUUUACGUUCUUGUGGUCUAUGGUAGCCAUGCAUAAGAGCGGGAGACAUUUCUUUAAUCAUUAUGCGUCCAUUUACAUCCUUCCGGACAAACUAUUUCGCCAUUUUUGGCAUUUAGUCUUCUUGCAAGGAUGCCUACAUCGAAUUGUCGCGAUUUUCCUCUUUAGGACAUACUCAGAAUGAAAUUGACAAGAAACUAACGGUAUCCCGCCCACAUCCAGUUAUCCUAAAAAGUUCUUGUAGCCAAUCAGAGCAGUUAUAUCCGACUUCUGCCAGAUUCGCGAAUCCUAUGAGAACGCGGAGAAGGAGUUGGCGGCCUUACAGGAGACUCUAACGCAGAGGGAAUUUCAGGAGUUGUUGGGUGAGUCCUUAUUUUCUCACCGAGGGAUCAUAGAGGGCAGUCUGCGCGCAGUUUUCAACACUGCUCCUUGUUUCGCCCACCUAUACCAGUAUGCCGAUCUCCUGUGGUCCAGUUAAGGCGGCCAUCUGAGAGGAGAUCAUAUUUUUUGAUGAACAUUCAUAAGUAGUAUCAGAAUCAGAAUGACAUUCCCGACAAGGAAGAGGGGAACAGACCUGUUAGCCCUCAUCUGCCAGUCAUGCCCGUGACUUGUUGGUUAGAAGUCCAAUGCUCCGUCAAAAGUUUCCGAAGGCUUUUUUGCCGCCAUCUCCCUCUCUGUUAGAUGUAAAACAGUCAAAAGUGGCUUGUUUAUGUAGUCAAAGUGGCAAAAUUCGCUACAGAGAGGCCUUUUGACAGUAAUGUUUAGUCUCUGUAGCCGCCUUGCGAAAUGGGUGAAAUCUAUUUUUGUAGAACCGCGGUUCGAUUGCAGGCGGCCAGUUUAACUGAGAACUUUGGUACUGAAAACUCCGAACCGGCUUUAUUGGAACUGGAAACUAAUCCGUCCACUGGCGUCGAACAGUAAUAUGUUAGUGAGCAGUUGUUACUGCCCCUCUUACUACUAUCAUAACCACCACUUAUACUGCCACUGGUGGUACUGUCACCACCACCACCACCACCACCACCACCACCACCACCACCACCACCACCACCACCACCACCACCACCACCACCACCACCAACACCACCGUUGUCGCCGCUGUUACUAUUAUAACUAAUAGUGCUAUCACCAUUACCGUCGUCGCUGGUGUUAGUACCGCCAUUAAUUUUCUUUCACUACUACUGCUACCAUUACUACUUCCACUAAUACUUAUACUACUACUACUACCACUACUACUACUGCCCUUACUACUACUGCUACUACUAGCACCAGCACCAUCAAUGUCCCCAUCACAUUCAUCAUCAUCAUCAUCAUCAUCAUCAUCAUCAUCAUCAUCAUCAUCAUCAUCAUCAUCAUCAUCAUCAUCAUCAUCAUCAUCAUCAUCAUCAUCAUCAUCAUCAUCAUCACUGCUGCUGCUGCGCUGAUGCCACCACCGCUACUACUCCAAACUGAACGUCAACCACAACUAGGUGUUCUCUACUACUCACUGUCCGGCCUCCUCAGUAAUGACAAUUGGGUAUUACGGUGAUUGAUGAGCUUGAGUGCUGGCAGUGGGAAUAUAAGAGAUGUGUGUAGUGAAGGAGGGUGCACGGCGAGCCAGCAGUUGCGGCAUGCUCUUUGAUGGAUAAGCUGUCGGGUGAGUUAACAGGACAAUCACACAAAUUUUGAUCAUAGCAGUUAAAGAACUUGCUUUUGUGAACACAUGACAACAACCUUUACUGUCACCAGUAUGUGCCCAGUAUGUACCAAUGCAUUAGUAACUUUGACUUAACAUAGCAAGUUUCUCUGACAUUCGCUAGAUGACAAGCACUCAGUUGGUAGGCUUGGACAAAGCUCGAGAUGAGAUCGUUCAUGCCCUGGCCAAGCUAGAAAGAGUUUUGUUCGUGUAAUGAUUUGCAAAGGUGACUGUUAAUUUGACCUGCGUAAACUGAUUCACAGAGAUCAGAAGUAAAUGCUGCCGGGCAGGCGUUAAAAAGACAGCUCAUUCCUACAAUCUGCACGAAAAUGCGCACCACACGUAAGUAUCGCUCCGAGCUUAGUCUCGGAUGGAAUGACGGAAACUAAACAACACCACAGCAAUGCAAUUGAACUGGAAGAUUGAAGCGGAGCUUUCGUGGAUGAUUUUACUGGGUGAACUUCUGCGUGCUUCAAACAGAGCCCACCGCAGUAUUCACUUUCCCUUUCAAACCAGGUGUUUCUCCGUGCAGGUGGAAAGGAAUGGACCUUCCAGAGGAACGGCAGAUAUUCGCUAAUAGCUCUGCCAGAACCUGGUGACAGUAGCUCCUCGAAGUACUGCGACUACGUGGCGAUAUUCAACAAAUGCAAUGAGCUGAGGAGUAAGCUCUUGGUGGUGCACAAGAAACUUAAGGUAAGCUGCUUCUGACGAGUUUCCUUCAGUCGUUACUUCUAAUCAAUAUUGAAGGGGGAAAUGAUAUCGCAGGUUCGAAAGUUAUACUCGCUGGUAGGACAAGUUUGCAGAGCCGGAUGUGGUUAUGUAGUCCAACCUGAAGUAAACAGACCCCGGCCACCUGAAAUACGGUACCGAUGGUAAUUGGGGGUUUACAGGUAGGGCCGGGGAACGCACGGGCGACGAGUUCAAGUACUUGUAUGCAAAAGAAAAGCCAAUGGGAAUGCGCUGUUUUACUUUCAGUGGUUGAGAAAUAGUUGCCCUGACUCCUAACCCUAACUUCCAACCAUAACCCCUAACCCUAACCCCCUAGCCCCACCCCCAAUAGUAUUGUGUACGUCGACUGAGGCUACAUAACCACAACUUACCGUUUGCAGGCUGAAACUGAGUCAGGAGAUGGUGUUUGCUUUAAGUCUAAUUGGCGAUAGACACCAGAGCCGCAGAAACUACGCUCUUAUCGGCGAAUUUAUCCAUAGCGUAUCUUCCGUUUUGCUUGGGCCUUGAGAAAGGGCAGGUGGAACACUAAAAUUACUGAUUUCCUGAUCAUUUACUUCGGGCGCCGUUGAUUGGCAGUUGAAAUUGCCAGUUUUAUGAGGAAAGUAUGGUUGUGGACACUCGCGGCAUGCCAAGAGCCUUCAGGAUGAUAACUGCACCCAUGAAGACUUCGUUUGCACAAGGUCAAGGCCGUGAAAGAAGCAAAAUAAAAGGACAUUAUCAAUUUUGAUGACCGUCCACUCGACUAAAAAUGAUUUGUUCCUCCGUGUAGGAAUUGGGACACGAUAGGCGAAAGCAAUAUAUUGCAAAGGGGCUUUGCCUAAAUUAUGAUUACUAGUCACCUAACUAAGUCAUUGGGUGAAUCUGGUCAACGCUAGAGGUAGAGUAAGGUAAGUGGCACGCCCCCACCACCACGUUAAUCACGUGAUUCAACACCGCUUGCAACAGCCUCAGGGCAGCAUAACAGACUCGCUAUCUUGAAGAAGGAGACACGAUCGCUGGGACAAGGGCUUUACUAGCCUGACGUUUCGGAUUCCUGCUCGAACCCAUCAUCAGAAACAAAAGUUUUCCUUAUGCCUAAAGACGACCUCAAACGCUAAACUAGGACUAACCCCGGUCAACGAAUGAGUUUACUGGCACGUUGUGCUCUGCUCACCUAGAAGACUCUUCGAUUUGCAGCACCCUUGUUCACAUUUCUCUCGGGCAAAGUUGGUCUCGAAAUUUGACCUCUACUCCAAAAUGGUCAUGAUCGACCGUUUGCGGCAAGCUCUACUUAGUGUCAAGAAAAUAGGAGGUCGGCAUAAGUUACUGCGCUCCUGGAGAACUAAAUGUAUUUCGAGGGGGGUGACUGUGGACAGAGGUCAAGGGCCGAACGCCUGAAGAGAUGCUUUUUUGCUUCAAAUCGAAGAAAACUUGUCGCAGUCCUCAUGGGACUUCUGCAGUGCAGAGGCACUUUGCCUUUAAUUUCGUUGUCAGACAGCCAAUUUUUAGCACGAAAUGGGAAUGACUGGGCUUUCAAACGCCUUAUCAGUAGCCCUAACUUGACUGCUGUACCAAUGGUCCGAAUCGCCACGAUAAAUAUACUUUGUUUUCCGUGAUCAAGUCCGAUUUGAAGUAGUUGUGACAUCCCUGAUGUCAAUUUGUAUUCUUGGUUGUUUUUUACUACUAACUGUUUGUUAGUAGCCAGAUUUUACUCAUUCACCCUGCCUUUGUUUCUGUACCCCUAUUUGUCGGUUCUCGUCGUUCUUCGUUCAUUGUUCUUUGUUGCCGCUUGCUUUUACACCGACCACCGCACUUUGGCGUCAUUCGCUGACUGCUCAUCCAGUCAUCUCGAAUGUACGUCCACUUUUCAACUGAUUCCCCGCCUUAUGAACUCUAUCGUGCUCCGCUAAUCUUUUUGUUUAUUGCUAUAGAACUGCAAAGAAUAAUCGGGUUAUGCCGACUGUCUUUUGACAUAGCCUUGACCUCGGGUGCGUCUGUUGCGAUGAAUAAACCAGCAGUGAAUCGAGAAUAUCUAGAGAAAAAUAACAGUAGCGUUGGCUAGUUUUGCUUUAUUGCCGAGCGGAUCACGGAGUUUCCGCUCUGUCUCGAAUCACCAAACAUGGCCUAAGGUGAUGGUUGUGCAGCGAUGUUCGAACAACAAUUGAAAUUUUUCCUGGGCAAAGAAAGGAAGACUGAAGUAGCCACCCUUGCCUCGUUAACUUUUGUGAAUUGUUUGACAGUGGUAGUAGACUUGCACAGUAGCAGCUACCGCAAGAACGCCGGACGCGGUAAAGGGUGCAGAUGACUGGCGCGGAUAGAGCCGUCCCUAGGUGUGCCGCCGCAUCCCCCGGUCCACAGCGUACAUUGACCAGCGCGUUACACAACAGGAGAGGAAGGGUGGGUGCCUCGGAUCCCACGGAGUGGGAGUGCCAUAUAGGCCGUAUUAAGGAAGAGCGAUUGCAGCCUGACUCUCAGUCCACCAGUUGCCACUCCACACAAACACACACUGGGCCGUCUGCGAGGUCUAAGUUAUCCAGUUAGUCACCAACCUCCCAAUCCACGGCUCUUAGAGCACCGUGAUAGCUUCAAGCGCGUCAGAUAGUUCAUAGUGAGAAAAAUGCGCUAAGUCGUCAACCUCACUCUCUAUUCCCAUUCCCACGGCCCACCCGACUGUCUGAGUCGGUCAGUUGUCUAGUGUGGGGAAUGGGCGCGGUGGAUGACAUAUCUAGUACCCUCGUCUGCGCGUGCCACCGUAGUAAAUCGGUAGACCAACAACACUUUUAUGACCCGGAAGAAAGGUAGGACAGGAAGAGAGCCGGUUCGGAGGACAAGCACUUUAUUGGUAACUUGCGGACACGAGGGGGUUACAACUCGUAAGAGAGAUGUGCUAGUUAUAUUGGCUCCUGUGCGUUCUAGAACAUUCCGUCCAGUGACAUGCCAGCCGUUGAGGGCGUUCUAGAAUGUUCCUGUCCUGGGCGUGCUGGUCGCUGAUCGGUCACCGCGUGCGCGACAGUCCCCCCCCCGCAGAAAUGUCUGGAAUGUUCGACCAGCCAUUGAUUGGGCCGCGCAUGUGAGCAAAGCCACCACACGUGCUCGGCGCUGCAGUGCACGGCGGUCGGCCGUCUAACUUUACGCGUGUCUCACGCCGCCGGCUUGGUCCCCCUGUUCAGCGCCUUAUGCCGUGUGGUUCUACGCCGCUUGCACACUCCAUAACAAAACCCCACCACGACGACGACGACGGAAAAGGAAAGGAUUUUCAAAUACUAAAUGGUUUGCCAAGACGACAGCACAGGUACCAGCAAGGUCAGCCAUUUGGUAUUUGUACAGUAGGUGUGCUGACUCUUGAAAUGUUAACCGGAAUUCUGAAAUGCGUUUUUGUUUCGAAAAGAUUACUUAAGUGGUGUUGCAAUAUUAGUCACCCUGCCGCAUAAUUCUAUAAUAAUUCAGUUACCUCGGGAUGCUGGCUUUCGAACGAACAUCUUUCCGACCGCAUGUAAAAAUCACACUCUGUAAAAAAAUGAAUGCUUACUUAGUCCUUAAAAAUUCAAUUAUAUUUCAAAGUAAGGUGAAAAUGAAAUUCAUUUACGAAAAACACACGGGAAGGCUGGGGGACCCACUGAUGAGCCCAACCCCUCGCAAUUGCUUCAGGCAGCAGCGCAAGAUCGGCGUAACACGCGAUCUGGGUUUUUAGCUAGUACCCAUGUUGUCAGUAUGGUUAGUAAUUACAUAACUGUGCAGGUAUUGUUUUCAACCAAUCCUGUUAUGCACGAGGAUGGUAAAGAUAGGUUGACAGCGCAGACCACUUCAUGGGUAUUUACGUCUUCACUUGCUCCCGUGAAGCAGUUUAUUUUGGUCGCACUAGUCGUCACCUAUCAAAAAGAAUGCAAGAACACCUCCAAGCAUGGCUGCGAAAGGGCGGAAAUCAGGGCGUAAGCAGCGUCAUUUCCGCGCACGCUGUUCAUUCAGGGCGUCAUAUUGACCAUAUCGAAGUCAUCUGUGGGAUUUAUAAGGUCCGACGGGACUACCCUAAGUUAGCAAUAGGUCAUGCGACUGUCAUCAGGUUACUCAAGCCGGUCUUAUGCGCACGACAGAACUUUGUGCAAGCCCCGGGUCAAAGGCCAUUUGGCUGCAUGCGCUUCUCCGUACUCUUCCCUCCCCUUUCCACCCUGAAACGGUUCUUCCUAACCCCCACUGUCUCUUAUUACUUUCCCCUACUCCCACACAUGUAUGAAAACACGGAGUGUGAUCGAUUCCCCUUAUCACUCACAUGUUUCACUUGUACCCCGUUCCCCUAUAGAUUUACUGGUCUGACGAUAAUUCAUCGAAAGCAGACGUAAGCUCGCCAACUGGCAUUCUGUAUCCUUCCGUAGGCACUUUCGCAAAGUUGAAGCUCGCUACUUAAUUUAUUUCACUAACAAGUCAACAUUCAGUUUUGGUGGCAAAAACCUCGCGCGGGGAAAAAGAAAAGGCAGUAGUGGAAUUGCCUAAUUUUGAAAAACUACAUUGGCACAAACGCAUACAUUAGCAAAACAGGAUCAUUGUGUCCGUAGAAGAUCAGAAACAUGCUGAGUGGACAAAACCACUGUCUUCCAAGUUUGCUAACAGAAGCGAAGAGGCGAGUUCCAGGAAGUAGUCGGAGAAGGAGAUACGAUCGCUGGAACAAGCGUUUUGUUAGCCUGACGUCUCGGAUUCUCACUCAAAUCCAUGAUCAAGGACAGAGUCAGAUAAGGGUAGUGGAUUGCUCAGGUGUUGCAAUACUUAUAGGAUGUAGCUGCUAAACCGCUACAUGCCUAUCAGAGUUGACAGCUCCCGAGUGCAUCACAGCUCGACUCGCCAGGUGUUGAAGCAUGCCGUUGUCAUGCAGUUGCUAUGCGCCAGUAUGCCGGUCAAGAUUAUCGGCUUCCACGGUCAUCACACGCCGCCGAGUGGCUGACUGUCGGAUUUUGUCAUCUGUGUGGACUCUGGGAUGAUUUGGCUCGCCGACAUUGAUACGAGGGACAGGGGUAAUCCACACGCUCUCCUCGUGGCUAACUACUUUGCCUAGACAAAGUCUCAGGGCCGAAUAUGGAGAAGGGAGGUCGUUGCGCUUGUUGACUGAUUGAGAACCACAAAACCAUGACUAGAGCGGUUCGCGGCUCACACGGUUUUUACCUUUAGCAAGAAUUUCUGCCUCGUCAAACUUGAAUGUGUGGUUGGGUCCCGUCCAAUGAGCCGACACUUGAGAGUUGGCAUCGUUCCUCCUUACUGUUGUCGCGUGCUCGGCCAACCGCGUGUGGAGUAGUCUUCCCGUUUCUCCGACAUAGUUGCUUCGCCCACAACUGCAGCAGACCCGGUAAACGACUCCAGAUGUUUCCUGUCGUAGCAGUGGGUCUUUCGGCCUCAUGAUCUGGCGCCCUAUCUGGCGCUGUCUCUGAUGAUGGAUUCGAGUGAGAAUCCGAAACGUCAGGCUAAUAAAACACUUGUUCCAACGAUCGUGUCUCCUUCUCCGAGUUUCCUUAGUGUUCGAUGGCUUUAUUCGUGCCUGUCAUGGACAGAUUUGCGUCGUUAAAAAUAACCGAUAGGGAUCCAAUCACGACUGAAGAGCAAAGUGUAUAUUAUAUAGGUGUUUAAUCUAUAUGCAAACAUUUCCACGCAACGACGUUUAAUUCGGUUGACUACUGCCUGAAAAGUGCUCACCUUCCCUGGGCAGUAAGUGCUGCCUCCCAAAUGCUUUUUACUCAUAAGAAUUAGCUUCGUCAUGUUAGUCAACACAGACACUAACUAACUGCCCAGAUCCUUAGUCGGCUUCUCUGUACUCACUAACUGCUCGUGAGUUUACUUGUUUUCCCAAGUUCGGUAGGAUCCGGCGAACUCCAGGGCCACACUUUGGUUAAUGGGGUGUCUGAAAACUAAAUGGUUUUAAAUCUACCUCUUAGGAUAUUUCCUCGAGUUUACAUUGUCACAGCUUUUUACCGUCUUCUACAAAUCUAUCCUGCGUCUUCCAAACUUUCCCUUCAACUUGCUUUCCACUCUGUGAUGGACGAAAAAAGAUUCGGAUGCAAUGACUUGCUGAAAAACCUACAAGAUCUCUGUUAAACUACUAGGUGCCUGGUCUGAGGGCAAGAAUAGUGAACUAGGCAAAUUCACAUGUUUUCCGUUUUUAAACUUCCAGACUGAGGCCCAGGUCUAUUUGGAGUCUCAAGCUGACCGACACCGCAGCACCCAGGAGUCAAAACUGCACGUCUGUGCAAAUGAGAACACAGGCCCGAGAGAUGACUCCCUCGAAGACUGUUCCAGUGCCUUUGAGGACUUUGAUGGCGUGCGAAUUCGCGUCCAAGUUGAGUGUCGAGUAAAGACUGCCUUAGCUGAGGCGAGCAUCGCGGUCAGAAGGGCGAAACAAGGUUUUUGGAACAUGUACAACUCGGUCAACAGAAUUCCGCCGCCGCCGCCGCCGCCACCUCUUCGAACAAACAACAACCGUUGUAACAGAUGA
Molecule: messenger RNA, 9983 nt
Organism: Spirometra erinaceieuropaei
Lineage: Eukaryota; Metazoa; Platyhelminthes; Cestoda; Diphyllobothriidea; Diphyllobothriidae
Source: the annotation of a GenBank genome assembly